Messenger RNA from Brassicogethes aeneus, 1395 nucleotides. Lineage: Eukaryota; Metazoa; Arthropoda; Insecta; Coleoptera; Nitidulidae. The record is from the annotation of a GenBank genome assembly.
AUGGAUAAAUUUACCGUGGUUAGUGUGCUUUGUUCGGCAUUAAUUGCAAAUGCACAACAAGACGUAAAAGGCUUCGACGAUACCGUAUUGUUCGAUAUAUUUUGGCCUGGCAAUAAUGUGGAUGAAGAAUUAGGGAAAAACGAAGAAAUAAUCGUCACCUCAGCACAUCAAGAAAAAUAUCGAUGCAUUUUGCCUUCAAUACAAGAAAAAGAAUCGCAAGCCGAUGAAAAAUAUGAUGGUCCUACAGCACUAGACUUAAUCUCACCACUCUUUACACAAUCCACUUGUUCAUAUAGGUUUGAGACUUACUGGACGUAUGAGGUUUGUCAUGGGAGAUUUAUAAGGCAGUACCAUGAAGAUCGGGAGGGUAAAAAGGUUAAAUUGCAAGAAUAUAAGUUGGGGCAAUGGGAGGAAAAGACUUAUGAUAGGAUUUUGGAGAAAGUUAAAGCAGAGGAGCAAGAUAAAAGCCACCAGAUUCCUUUAAAGAAAAUUGAUAAUAUUAAUUUACCUUACUUGGAAGUCAGUAUGGAAAAUGGUACUUUAUGUGAUUUAAAUUAUAACAAGCCCAGAUCCACAAAGGUUUUGUAUGUUUGUUAUGUUCAUGGUAAAAACGAGGUUUACUCCCUAAAAGAAACAUCAACUUGUCAGUAUGAGAUUAUUAUUUUAUCACCGUUCUUAUGCAGUCAUCCAAAAUAUAAACCCAAAGAAACUGGUGAAAAUAAAAUAAACUGUAUGCCUUUAGAGGGCGCCCCAGAUAAACCCUAUAGCCUUAUGAAAAUGAAAAUAGAUAGUUUAAAAUUAAGAAGAAACUCUGAUUUUGAUAGAAUUAAAGUUGAGAUUAUAGAUAUCAAAGAUUCCAUUAAACCUCCAGCUAAAAAACCAAAUUUGGACCCAUCACCUGUAAAGAGCUUUUUAACUGGUAAAAACUGUUUAAAUGGCGGUACUGGUUGGUGGAAAUAUGAAUUUUGCUAUGGAAAAUCAGUGGAGCAAUACCAUGUAGAUAAAGACUUCAAAAAAACCGCUAUCAAACUGGGUAGAUUCAACAAAGAAACCCAUUUGGAUUGGAUUAAAACCCAUCCGCAAAAACGCCCAAAGCCCAAGGGGGAACGUAAGCAACUUUCCCAUUUUUAUUCAGAUGGGGAUGUCUGUGAUAAAACUGGAAAGCCUAGGCAAACCGAAGUCAAAUUAAAGUGUUUGGAGAAUACCAGCCCAAGUGCUGUUUCUUUGUAUUUAUUGGAGCCCAGAUAUUGUGAAUACAUUUUGGGGGUUGAAUCGCCGCUUAUUUGUGAUAUUCUAGCGGCCGCAGAUGAAAAUGGGCUUGUAGAAGAUAAUAUGGUUGAUAUUUUGGAUGGUGGAGAAACAGUUAGUGAAACUACAGUAAAUAUAAGACUUUAA